ACAUCUGCAUCAGCACCAUCACGUGAAUCUCCCGCAUAGAGACAACCGCGGAGGAGGAACGAGUCGGUCCACUAGCGUACGUAGUCACGCAUCGUGUAGCACGAAAACACACACACACAUCGUCCACCCGUUGUGGACAAGAAUCGUGCACGGAGCUGAUCUCGCUACUUUGAAUAGACCCAGUAUCUAGCGCACCAUAAUUUCCGAACACAACCAAUCUCGUAGCUCUAUGUUCUUUAUCUCCAGGUCACCAAUCACCCUGACACGAAUCCCCCCUCCUGAGUAGUAAAGCUCUGCGUUUUUAGAUAGUCGCUUCAAAAAUACGAAUGCUAUUCGUCCCGAGUAAUCACAACUUUAUUCUUACUGGUGCUUGUGGUUUUACUUUUUCGCCAACCUGAGGUAAAGUACCACAGCCUUUACCUUCUACGGAAAAACAAAGAUGCGGUCUGCUCCCUCUUGUCUGCUCGUCGCAGCUGUUGCUUUCUCGGGCGUCCUCAUUGCGUGGGCGGCCGACGGCCGCAACAAUGCGGGUUCCGCUGGUGCAUCAGACUCGGAUGCUGCACGGCAGCUUCGCGACAGACCCGCAGCAACAUCUACUGCAUUAGAAAAGCCGCGUGCCUACGGACUGGAUGAUCUUCGGUUCGAGCAUUUGCAGAUUCGAUCGGGCGAUUUAGAUGAGAAACGUGGUGCUGGUGUCCUCGGUGAAGGAAAGCCAACAGGAGGUCUUGCGGGCCAGGAAGGGGGCAAAGACGCGUCUGGGGAUCAUUAUGAGCCGACACAUCGACAUGAUGAUGAUGUGGGAGUACCUGCUAGUCAAAUGAUCCCGCCGACGACCCUACACCACAAAGAUUCUGAAAUUCCUCCCGCCGGCGUACCCGAGAGCGGGCUAGCUUCAGAAGACAACAGCGCCUCGGCACCGCCUACCUCCGUGGCAAAGAUAGUCCGAAAUUUAGCGGCGUCGGCGUUCGAGCAAGGAGAUAUUUUUGAAAACAGCGGGAUACUAACCGCUCUUUCCUCUUGGUUCUCCCCGUCCGCUCGACCGACUACUCGUGAGUUGCAAGAUGUGGUUACCACCACCACCACGACGACCACAACCACUUUAUUCGUGCCCACGAUCUACAACACGUUCACAACCACCACAACCCGAGGCGAGCGCCCGCUGGAAACCUACGACAAGCCGUUGGACUAUUUCCAGCUGUUGGCUACAACCACGGCGCCGCCAACCACGACCACCACGACGCCAAGCCCCGAGCAGCGGGUCUACGUGCCGACCAUCGUGACCCUUAUCAACUGCAAAAAUGUCUGGGUCUGGAAACUUGUGAUGCAAGAAAGGGAAAAGUGAACUCACUAUAAUGCGCUGCCAAGCAUGACAAGUUUUUUCCAUGGUUCUGAGUUGCGUACUCCGCAUGAGAAACUGCGUUUUUGCAUGACUGGGAGGAGGAGCUCUUCGCGGCCAUGCAACACAGAGUUCAGAGUCAUACCAGACAAGCAUGACAAAUCUCGCAAUCUCCCAGACCCAGACAUUUUUGCAAUGCAUAACCCUGCCGCCACUGCCAAAGGUGGGGCCGCGAAGUAUAAACAUCACAGCCGUGGAGGAAGAGAGGGCCAAGGCCGCCGCGCUGGAGGGGGUUUCCGCAAUACAAAGUACUUCUUUAUUUUUACGUGGUUUUUUCAGUUCUUCUUCUUUGUGUUUUCGGAAGAUCGAUGAUGAUGACACUGAAGCUGGUGAACAAGAUGAUGAUCGUUUGCAAAUUUUUCAAUCGAGCGUAGCUAUGUGCAGAUCCGGAUUCAUUGCCUGCUAACGCAUGUUUUUCCGACAAGGGAACAGGAAAAAUGGGUUGUCAAUUGAAUCAUCAUACAUUGUACUUUGUUAUCACUAUCUAUCAUGACAUUAGUCCUAUGCCAAAGACCCGUAUAACCGCCAAAACUAAACAGCCCUCGCACCUCCGACCUCUGCGAAGGAGCUGAUGGACGCGAAAGCGGCACUGGAAGCCGCAUAUGGUAAAGAAAAAUUCCCCCUCGUCCCCAUACUGAAGAGGUAUGCUUCCAAAAAUUUGCGAUGCUGAUUUGUGACCACAAACCCUGUCUCUCUUGCAAGAGGGCAAGGCAAAAGAAUCCGCUGCAUCAUGCAGGCGGUUUGUAAUGCUGUUGCGGUUACAUGGCAGGCCUCUGCUAUGCUAAGCACCUAGACAAAAACACUCCUACGCAGGACUAGGCUCUUCCUGCAGUGCCUCGCUGCAAGACAGAGCUGAUUUGUGUACACAAAUGCAGCAACAGAAAUCCCCGUUUCGAUAUGGGGAGGGGGAUUUUUCCUGACGAUAUCGCAGAAAGGAACAUCACAGCUUCGACCACCACACCCCCGCCCUUCGAAACGCUGGUUCGGUUGGAGUGUUCGUUGACGAUUCCGGAGACCGUGCAGUUGUCCCAGGCGGUCUCUCUAUGGAGCUCGGACAUGACGUUUGUGGACUCGUGGCGCGAGGGCUUUUGUUGGACCGUGCGGUCCGACAUCCGGGCAAGGAUGUUGGACUGCAAACAAGUCCGGCUGAUGCGCAUCGCGGAGUCUGUCGGCUUCGGGAAUGAUCGGAGGCUGUUGGUGGGAGAAGGUAAUCAUAUUCAACAUCCUGAAGAUGCUUACGUGCAGGCGAAGGAAGGCGGAGUGACAAAGGGAGCUGCGAGUACUAGCGUAGUGCAUUCACCGGUUUAUUCGUCGGAUGGGAAAGAACGGCACCAGGAGAACAUGCUGCAAAAAAACAAACGGACCAACAGUGAAAAACCGCCAACGGGUCUUUUCUACCUUAUGUCGGUGAGGAAAAAGAGGAGCCGCAGGAGGUUGAAAAUUCACAGCAGGACAGCACCGACAACUGCAGGCACUAGUAGAGCAGAUGAUCCGGAAUCUGGUGCUCACCAUCUUCGUGAGACGAAGCAGCUGGUGAAAAUAAACCCGGUCGUGGAUGAAACUAGUUCUAGCACAGCGAGGACCUCCCAUGAUCAUCACCAUAACGGUGCACCUGCUCCGCCGGUUGCAGAGCGGAAGCUGGAUGAAAGAAACUUGUCGACGUCUUCUUCAACACAACAAGCCGAGCUACAACUUGUUAAUACCGCAGAAGACUACAUCAAAGUGACAACCGAAUCCCCACCAGGGUCUACAACUCAUGGAGUUGUACAACGAUAUCAAGACCCCACGACCACUCGGCACCUCACCACCUCUAACAACGACGACGACGACGGUCCGACCCCCGCCCCGGGCCGGCGCGCGGCGAAUAUCCUGAUCGAGUUUUCCAUCGGGAUGCAAUCGGUCGAGGAGUUUGAGGGGGUGGAUGUCGCGCUGGAGGACUUGGCGAAGCACACGCUGGCCGGGAAUUUGAAUCUGUUCGUGAUGCGCGCACAGGCGGCCGACGAGUUUUCACCGGAGACGCGGUUCAUUUUGCCGAUCAUCAAGCAGGUGUCGGAUGUGGUCAAAGGUGUGGACUUCGAGUCCGGGGGAAGCGGAAUUCCGUUGGUGCAAGUGGAACAGAGUGCCACAACCUCGAGCGGGUCACGAAGAUACAGUGGAGGCGGGAUUUUUUCAGAAAGUUUUCCUCUAUUUGGUUCUUCUCUUCUAGCAGUUCUCUUUUCCGCUCAAGUUUUCCUUGCAUCCUUUCUCGUCGACGUGGCUGCUCCGCUGCAGAAGUAUCAGGGAUGAUGUCGGUGUGAUUUCAAAAGGACCGACAACAUUCUACAGAUUGGAGCGCCUCUGCAUGCUUGCUAGAAAGAGACUGUUCUCGAAUAAACGAAUCAUGCCCCCCCUUCCACUUGUCGUUUUCAAGCUCCCUGUUCUAGUAGUACUGUGAACUUCAGCGAAAAAGAAAAAUUCUACCCCAUGACAGAAAGUAAGUGUAACCCUCUUUGCUUUCUGUAUGAUGACUUGUACGAUUCUUUGUUGGACGAAAGUAUCAAGAACAUCAUGCCAAGAAAAAAAUGGCGGCCAUUCAUCGCUUCCUUCGAUUGUAGUGCCCCAUGAGAACAUGAAUAUGGACAAAUGUAUUCGUGCAAGUGCUAAAACCAG
Molecule: messenger RNA, 4045 nt
Organism: Amoebophrya sp. A120
Lineage: Eukaryota; Dinophyceae; Syndiniales; Amoebophryaceae
Source: the annotation of a GenBank genome assembly